UUUCCUUUUCAAAAGGAAAAUGAAUGGAAAUAAAAGUAUUGAUUCAAAAGAAAAUGGAGAAUAUGAAGAUGAUUUUGAAAAGGAUCUGGAAUGGUUAAUUAAUGAAAAAGAAAAAAGCUAUGCCAACAUAAUAAAGUUGGCUUCUGGGGAGAAAGAAACUAUUAACCAAGAAUUGAAAGAGAAUGAAACAGAAAUAGAAUGCACCAAACAGCUUUCUGAUUCUGACAAAUCUUUAAGGGAUGAAGUUUCACCUAGAAGAAACGACUUCAUUUCUGUACCAAGUAUUCAACCUUUAGAUCCCAUAUCAGAUUCAGAUAGUGAAAACUCUUUCCAGGAAUCUAAAAUGGAAAGCCAGAAAGACCUGGAGGAAGAAGAGGAUGAGGAAGUAAGGCAAUAUAUCAUGGAGAAAAUUAUGCAAGCAAACAAACUUCUACAGAAUCAAGAACCUGUGAAUGAUAAAAGGGAGCGAAAACUUAAGUUCAAGGACAAAUUAGUUGAUCUGGAAGUUCCUCCACUGGAAGACACUGAUACUUACAAAAAUUGUUUGGAAAAUGAAAGUACUGUGUCUGGAAAACUGUCACAGUUAUGUAUUUCCAAUGAAAUUAGGCAAGAAAAUGUGCUCCUGUCACUUAACAGUGGAAGUUAUGAUGAUAACAAGGACAGGAAGAUACUGGUAGAGAGAGAUGGAAAGUUUGAACUUCUGAAUUUACAAGACAUUGAGAGCCAGGGUUUUUUGCCACCAAUUAAUAAUGCUAAUAAUACAGAAAAUGAGCCUCAGCAGUUAUCAUCCAGAUCUCCCAACUCAUCUGUCAAUGGUAUUAAGAAAGAAGAGCCUGUAGCAAAGAUUCAUGGUAUCUCUCACUCAUCAACAGGAGAGCCACUGGCUUCUAUCCCUCAGCCACCAGCCAAUCCCAAGACUCGUCCAAACUCUGCUGUCAGCUCAGAUAGAAGUAAAGGAAAUGCGAAAUCUAAUUACAGGACCCACUUAACAAAUAUAUCUCCAGUGACCUCAACGUAUUGUCUUUCCCCUCGGCAGAAAGAACGGCAAAAACAGCUAGAAAAAAGGAGAGAAAAGCUAAAGAGAGAGGAAGAACAACGGAGAAUAGAAGAAGAGAAAGAAAAGAAAAAAGAGAAUGACAUGGUAUUUAAAGCAUGGUUGCACAAGAAAAGAGAACAGGUUCUAGAGAUGAGAAGAAUUCAGCGAGCGAAAGAAAUAGAAGACAUGAACAGUAGAGAAAACAGAGAUCCACAUCAAGCUUUUCGGUUAUGGCUUAAAAAAAAGCAUGAGGAGCAGAUGAAAGAAAGAAAGACAGAAGAACUAAAAAGACAAGAAGAAUGCUUGUUUUUCCUUAAAGGAACAGAAGGCCGUGAAAGGGCCUUUAAACGAUGGCUAAGAAGGAAACGCAUAGAAAAACUGUUAGAGCAACAAGCUGUCAAAGAGAGAAGUAGACAGCUCCGACUAGAAGCAAAGCAUUCCAAACAGUUACAGAAUCACCUAUAUAGUAUGUCAGAAGCCAAAUCUUUUCGUUUUACUGAUCAUUACAACUGAAGGUAUCUAUUAAAUACUUCAUUUGGAAGCUGCUAUUCCUUAAAAUUUUGGGUAUCAUUUCUUAUCGCCUUUGUGCUUUGAUCAUAUUUUAAAUUAUGGAAGUGGUAUUUAUGUUUUGGUGAUGUUAACAAUGAUUCUACCUUUUUUUUUUAAAAAAAAAACUAGAACAAAAUAAAUUUUUU
Orycteropus afer afer is the source of this 1731-nucleotide messenger RNA. RefSeq names its product coiled-coil domain containing 181 (gene CCDC181). Gene Ontology annotation, molecular function: microtubule binding. NCBI's taxonomy places the organism in Eukaryota, Metazoa, Chordata, Mammalia, Tubulidentata, Orycteropodidae. The record is from RefSeq and is a predicted model, not a curated record.